Messenger RNA from Scaptodrosophila lebanonensis, 446 nucleotides. Its product is annotated as protein LTO1 homolog. Bases 1 to 420 code for a protein of 139 amino acids. The transcript has a single exon. The record is from RefSeq and is a predicted model, not a curated record. Lineage: Eukaryota; Metazoa; Arthropoda; Insecta; Diptera; Drosophilidae.
AUGUGCGAUCCAGUAGAAACACGCGAUAUUAACGAUCUGUUUGAUGAUAUAGUAUUAACGGAGGAGAAACACGCACGCCUUGGCUUUGAGGAGGGACUGAAGGACGGACUUGAGCAGGGCAACGAAGAGGGCUACAAACUGGGCUAUGCACAGGGCGUAGAGCUGGGCAACGAAAUCGGCACAAUUUAUGGUCAGGUCUUGGCGCAACUACAGGUGCCGCAUACGAGCAAGGUGCAGAGGACAUUGGAGCAAUUGCGUGCACUAAUCGAUCAAUUUCCGCGCACCAACGAUCCAGAAGCAGAUAUUAUUGGUGCUGUGGAACAGAUUCGUAGCAAGAAUACGCUGCUCCGAGCUCUGUUGCGUUCCAAGGCGGCAGGCGGUGUUUUGGAGUCGGCGGGACGCAAGGAUUACAGUUUCUAAGAUGACAUCCUGCAACGUUAAGCAGA